UCUAUAUUUACAAAGUUCUGAAGCAAGUCCACCCCGAUACUGGUAUCUCCAGCAAGGCUAUGGGAAUCAUGAACUCGUUCGUGAACGAUAUUUUUGAGCGAAUUGCCGGUGAAGCUUCUCGUUUGGCCCACUACAACAAGAAAUCGACCAUCUCAUCGCGAGAAAUUCAGACUUCGGUUCGUCUGCUCUUGCCCGGAGAGUUGGCCAAGCACGCUGUCAGCGAAGGAACGAAAGCCGUGACCAAGUACACAAGCAGCAAGUAAAAAGGUUUUCCUGUAAACCUUCAAAACAAAAACCGGCUCUUUUAAGAGCCAACAAAUGUAUGAAAGAAUUGAACCAAUACUCGAUGAUGAUGAUAAUCUAAUUUCUAACCGCAUUUAUAGGCGAGCGCAGUACAUCUCUUUGAAAUUCAUUGUAUAUAAAAUACCAAGCUAGCAAGUCUAUAAAACAGCUGUAAUUCAGAAACUAAAAUUUGAACAGACUUGGCGAUGUUUUCAUUUUAAUAGCAACAGGCGAGUAUUUCGCCCCUGCCUGCUGUACAAAAAUAAAAUUGCAAACUUCGCAAGGCCGCUAUAUUUAUAUCCCGCAGAGUUAUAUCGAUUUCGCCAAUUCUAUAGUACUUUACCAGCAAGCCUCAUAUUUUUGUUAGUAUAUCUGCUCCUUUAAACUGUGGUUUGAUUUUCUUUUCUUUGCCUUAUUGUCCAACAAUAGAGUAGCCUGCAUGCAUUUAGGAAAACUGCAUAAAAAGUUUCGGUAUGAAAGAGCUUUGCAGAUAUUUACA
Paramuricea clavata is the source of this 781-nucleotide messenger RNA. Lineage: Eukaryota; Metazoa; Cnidaria; Anthozoa; Malacalcyonacea; Plexauridae. The record is from the annotation of a GenBank genome assembly.